Messenger RNA from Dromiciops gliroides (monito del monte), 5061 nucleotides. RefSeq names its product angel homolog 2 (gene ANGEL2). Gene Ontology annotation, molecular function: mRNA 3'-UTR binding; 3'-5'-RNA exonuclease activity. Gene Ontology annotation, biological process: 3'-UTR-mediated mRNA stabilization. The record is from RefSeq and is a predicted model, not a curated record. NCBI's taxonomy places the organism in Eukaryota, Metazoa, Chordata, Mammalia, Microbiotheria, Microbiotheriidae. The transcript is spliced from 10 exons. Bases 418 to 1998 code for a protein of 526 amino acids.
CGCAACUACACUUCCCGGCGUGCUUUGAAGUUCGGGCCCGAGCCCGACCGGCGGGUGAUGGGGCUGAGUCGGCUGCGGAGGCCGAGCUGGGGAGAGCCGCCAGAAGCAGCAAGCCUCCGGAAGGAGGAGGAUGGAAGCGUGGCGCUGUGUGAGGAGGGGCUACAGCCGCUGUGCGGUGGGAAGAGGCCGCCUCAGGUGAGAAGAAGAGCAAGACCUUGCUCUGACUGCUUCACAUGUCUGCUGAAAGAAGGCUACUAGGAGCCAGCUUCAGAACUUCCAUCUGCACCAGCCCAAGACAACUUCCACCUCUUGCUGCCAGCUUGAUCUCCCAACCUGGAUGUGAAGAACCUCCAGUGAGAAGAGGACCCAACUUCCCUUUGACCUCAGGCCUUCCAUCUCCUGCUGAGCAGAUAUCCCAUGUUACCCUAUCACCUGCAGAGCCUGGGCAGAGACAGGAUUACGCCAUGGGAUAUUUCUCAAAGAUUUUGCUGGAACAGACACAUCUCUAGUUGUAUGAGGUGGCCUGGGAAUUAUUCUUGGGCUCCUUAUCCAUACUUCAGCAGUCCACAUUGCCCACUAAAUUGGAGGCCACCUUGCUUGUUUCUACCUAAUAGAAGUCAGUUCCAGCACUGGAAUUGGAGACCUGACAACUUUAUACAUACAUCUUUAUUUCACCUUUCUAGUUAUAUCAUGGACUCUGAGGAAGAUAAGCCAUCAUCAAAACGUCAAAAAACCCAAGGCGUGAUAAAGCGGCAUUGGGAAUACCUCUGUCACCAUAAUAAAGAAAACAUGAAGAUCCUAGGAGAUAAACUUGUUGACCAAAAAUAUAAAGAUGAAAAGGAAAAAUUUGAGUUUUCAGUCAUGUCCUAUAAUAUCCUUUCACAGGAUUUAUUGGAGGAUAACUCGUAUCUUUAUAGACACUGCCGAAAGCCAGUCUUGAUUUGGGGCUUUAGGUUUCCCAAUAUCCUAAGAGAAAUUAAGCACAUGGAUGCAGAUAUUCUUUGUUUACAAGAAGUACAAGAAGAUCAUUAUAGAAAAGAGAUCAAGCCCAAUUUGGAAUCAUUAGGAUAUCAUUGUGAAUAUAAAAUGAGGACAGGAAGGAAACCUGAUGGCUGUGCCAUUUGCUUCAAAUGUUCCAAAUUUACACUAUUAUCAGCAAACCCUGUAGAAUUUUACCGCCGUGAUAUACCGCUAUUGGAUAGAGACAAUGUUGGACUGGUAUUACUCCUGCAGCCCAAAUUUCAUUAUACUGUCUCACCUAUAUGUGUAGCUAACACCCAUCUAUUGUAUAAUCCAAGGCGAGGUGAUAUUAAAUUAACUCAGCUGGCUAUGCUGCUGGCAGAGAUCUCCAGUGUUGCCCAUCAGAAAGAUGGCACUGUCUGUCCCAUCAUUAUUUGUGGUGAUUUUAAUUCAGUUCCUGGCUCUCCACUCUACAGUUUUAUAAAGGAAGGAAAAUUGAAUUAUGAAGGACUUGCCAUAGGAAAAGUUUCUGGUCAGGAACAGUCUCCCCGGGGACAGAGAAUUUUGUCUAUUCCAAUAUGGCCCCCAAGCUUGGGUAUUUCACAGAAUUGUGUCUAUGAGAUACCACAGGUAACAAGAAUAGAAAAGGCAGAAGAGGAUGAUGUGACACAAAAACAGUUGGAAAAAACAGAGGUCCUAGUGGCAGCUAAAAAAUUAUCUUCAAACUUACACCACCAUUUUAGCUUGUCAUCUGUAUAUUCACAUUACCUUCCCAACACUGGAAUUCCCGAAGUGACAACUUGUCAUUCAAAAAAUGCUGUAACAGUGGAUUACAUUUUCUAUUCAACAGAAAAGGAAGAUACUAACACACAGCAAGGUAAACAAGGAACAGAAGUUGCUUUGGUUGGUGGCUUGAAACUUCUGGGUAGACUGUCACUUCUUACAGAAGAAGAUUUAUGGACUGUUAAUGGACUUCCUAAUGAAAAUAAUUCUUCAGAUCAUCUGCCUUUAUUGGCCAAGUUCAGGCUUGAGCUCUGAUGAUAUUUCUUUCAUGCAGUCUUCUUUCUUAUUAUUCCAUUCAAGGAAUAACAGUUUGCAUGCUGAUUUUGUGUAUAGUUUCUACAGACAUGGUGUUAAGUAAUUAUAGUAAUUUGUGAUUUAACAAAAUAUAGGUCUAAAGUUUUAUAUUAAUGUCCUUUUUUAUAAACUACUUGCCAGACAAGUAAGGAAAUGGCAUUUUUUUCAGAGAUAUAAAUGCUUUUUAUUGUAAAUUUCAGUAAAAUUGACUGGUUCUUAAAAACAAUUCACUUCGUUUAGUUGUUUUGGUAAAAAAAAAAUGUACAUAUUUAAAGCAAGUUUUGCUUUGGGCUCAAAGUAACUUUCCUUUGAUUUUGGUGAGCAGUGUUCUUUCAGACUAUAAUGAGUUACCCUUCCAGGUGCCCUAAAUUUUAUUGAGGAUCCCAUGAUUGUAGAGCACUAAUUAGUUCAGGUCUGAAAUUGUUGUGUGGUUUAGUUAUAUUUACAAAUGUCCAACAAAGCGUGUUGUGCAGCUUUUUAGAAAGGACUUGAAAUAUUUUUUUCUUUAAAAUGCAAAAUCUAUUUUAUUACCAUUCUUAGUCUUCAGUAUGCUUUCAUUUUGCUGAGGAAAGGUUCAGAAAACUCCUAAAACAUGUUCAUUCUUUUAGGCUCAUCUCAGGAACAGAGUAGUCAGUCUCAGACCAAACAGACCAAGGCUCUAGACAUUAAGCUGUUCCAGCUUUCUUUUGUCCUAGUCACUCUCAGGGAAGGAUCAGCCCAUUCCCCCAUCUCAUUUUAGUAGGAACAUUCGCUUUUAUUCAACUAAAUCAGCAUUCAGUAGACAUUCCUUUCACUAGCAGAAUUGCAGCUUCUGCCUUCUGCAGAUACUCUUACAGCUACUGAACAGAUUGCUUUUUCUUGCUGCUGCCUCAGAAAUUUGAGGAAACUUGUGGAUGGUGACAAUUUUGUGACCUAAUAACUUUUCAUUGCCAUUUUUAAUGACUAAAGUUGUUGUUUACCCAUUUAUUUUUUUAAUGAACCAUGAAUCCAUGUUUAUUGCAUACAUUGUUGGAUUAGAUCGGAUGAAUGCUGAAAAUAGUUUUCUAGGACUAUUGAAUUCAAAUGGAAGAAAUAAAUGCUACAUAUAUGUAGCCAUUGAGAAGGAAAUCUCCUUGUUUGAGAAUCUGAAUCAAAAGAUCUGCACUUUAAAAAAAAAUUUUUUUUAAGUUAAGUGACUUGCCCAGGAUCACACAGCUAGUAAGUAUCAAGUAUCUGAGGCAGGAUUUGAACUCAGGUCCUCCUGAAUCCAAGGUUAGCAUCUUAUCCACUGCACCACCUAGCUGCCUCUGCACUUUUUUUUUAUAAUGGUUCUUUUAGUGUUAUUUUUAUGGCUAUCUUUUUUAUCUUCACCUUCAUUUCCAAGUAUAUCCUUUCCCACUCCCUUACCCAUUGAAGAAUUACCUUGUAACAAAGAUUGAAAAAGAGGGGGAAAUAUUCAGCAGAACCAAACAACACAUCAACCACAGGAUCCUAUACUUUGAUAUUUAGCAGUCAUUUUGUACUUGUUAUAAAAAUCUUUAUCAUGCAUUUCCUUUAUAUAGGUUACCUCUGCCAAAAGAUGAAAACAGUAGGGAAACAGUUCAUGCUCUUAAAAACCACUUAGUUCAAUGAAUUUUUUUUUAAAUAAGCUAAAAUAUAUACCUAAAGGAAGUAGGCCUUCGGGAAUCUUUAUGGCAUAUAAGUAUGUGCUCAGUAAAAAUUUUACCAAACUACUACUACUUGUUUAUGUUUAUAAUUUACCAGGUUUUCAAGUAAUAUGUUAACAGCAUUUCUAGGAUUUUCUACAUUUCUUUUGUGCUAUCAACUUCAGAGCACUACUGAGAUAUUUCAUCUUAUGCAAGUUAAAUACAGUAAGUAUUAAGUCAGAAUGACAUUAUAGUAAUCCCAUUUUGAUUUUGAGAAAAAAUAAUAGAAAUAGAUUUGACUCAUCACUGAUUGUGGUUAAAUGUGAAUGAACUAACAAAGACUUCUUAAUACAUUUCUUGCUGUUUUACUACCAAAUUAAGCAUAACUAAAACUAUGAUAAUACAGUUUUCAAUGUUCUUCAAAAUAGCGUGACUUUAGAUAUUUUCAUAUAAUACUUUGGCAGAUUUUAGAUACGGAGAUGCACUUAACUUUAGUACCCUCACUUUGCAGAAUGAACUAACUCCUGUUUUUGGACUCCAGCCAAAGGCUCUCAAUAACAUCCUCAUUAAUUAUUUGAACUUGAGUAGGAAGAACUAAUUAUCUACUUUUCUUGAUUGUCCUGACUCUUUUGGUAAAUAGACAUUUCACCUCCUAGAAAUUGGGCCUUGUCUCUACCAGCUAAUAUCAGCAAAACCUGUUAAUACUGAAACAGAAUCCCACUACAUUGUUUCUGGUUCUGUAUGCUUCAUUAAGAAGAGACUAUGAAACACAGUGUACAUUUUUUAAGUGAAGAGGAAAGUCAUGGCUUGAAGAAGAUAUUUAGGCUUUUACCUUUUGGUAUCAGGAUAUUGUACAUGUCAAUUAAAAAUUAACAGUAGUCUUUGUUCUUAAUGAUUGACAGUCCCACUAAAACAACUUAGAUAACCCGUUGAACUAUAGAUGCCCCAGACUGAAAGGUCAGUGGUUUUCAAGGGGUCUGUGAACAUCAUAGUUGCAACUCUCAAUACCUGUUUUGAGUGCUGAUGGCACCAAUAAAGAAAACAUGGACUUUGUGAAUGUAGUAGACCAGCUGUCUCUUCCAUGACUCCAUUAUUCUCUUGCCCUCUCAGCUUUUAAGAUGUAAUAUGAUGCCAAGUGAUAGGUGAACUAUUGGAAUAUUAGUUGGAAAGAUGGCUUGUAGGUAAAGAGGUAGGAAGGAAAAAAGAUGAUAAGGAAGUUUGAGAAUUAACAAGAUGUUUGAGUUUCACAUGAAGCUUAAGGGAUAGUGAAUUAUACUCUGCAGUAAGACAAACACAGGUCACAUCAGUUCAUAUUUUUAUAAGAACUAAGCCCCUGAACUUCCAAGACAUUUUUAUUAAAGUUCCAUGCUGUGUAGAAACAUACAAGUGAUAAUAAAAG